Messenger RNA from Rhizoctonia solani, 912 nucleotides. Its product is annotated as acyltransferase. Gene Ontology annotation, molecular function: 1-acylglycerophosphocholine O-acyltransferase activity. Gene Ontology annotation, cellular component: mitochondrial membrane. Bases 1 to 912 code for a protein of 303 amino acids. The transcript is spliced from 7 exons. The record is from RefSeq and is a predicted model, not a curated record. Gene Ontology annotation, biological process: inner mitochondrial membrane organization; cardiolipin acyl-chain remodeling. Lineage: Eukaryota; Fungi; Basidiomycota; Agaricomycetes; Cantharellales; Ceratobasidiaceae.
AUGAGUAUUGGGUCCCGCCUCACUAUCGCGACUGUAGCUCUGGGCAGCAAGUUCUUCUUAAACACUGCAUGUGCGAGUGUCAAGAUUCAUGGACUAGAUCACCUCCUCACUGCCUUGGAUGAGGCUGGUCGAAAGGACAGAGGCAUAAUUACCGUGGCAAAUCACAUAUCGGUGGUUGACGACCCAGUCGCAUGGGGCGCGCUUCCUACCAGGCAUUGUAUAUUGAACCCGCGAAACAUGAGGUGGACACUGGGCGCGUCAGAUAUCAUGUUUACCAACCCCGUUUACAAUUGGUUUUUUCGCAACGGGCAAGUCAUCGAAACGGUCAGAGGCGCUGGCGUUCAUCAACCUGCCGUCGAUAUCGCGGUGGAUAGAUUAAAUUCUGGUGCAUGGGUCCAUGUGUUUCCUGAAGGCAAAGUUAAUCAAGGUUCUUGUCAGCCUGGCGGCAAGCUGUUACGAUUCAAGUGGGGCGUAGGCCGAAUGAUAAUGUCGACAACCAAAACCCCCGUAAUUAUCCCCAUGAAUAUAUCAGGGCUGGAAAAGGUGAUGCCCGAGCCUCGUCGAUUUAAAUUUUUGCCUCGCCCGGGGCAUCAUAUAUCGAUUACGUUUGGAGAUCCGGCGGCAUUGACGCAGCAGGUCGACAGGUUGGUGCAAGAGUGGCGAUCAAGUCGUCCCUCAAUACGGUCGGUAGAGACAUCUACAAAUGUGCCGCCACUAGUACGUGACACCGUCGUGUCAGAACUAGCAGGCGAUGUCGAUACGGCACGUUUAUCUGGACAAGUUCGCAAACAGGCCAUAGAUAAUCUGGGGAAGGAGAUAGAUUGGACAGAUGAAGAGAUAGCACGAGUCAGCAUCGUGGCGCUCCUUCAGGACGGCGUGGCUCGCCUGGCACUCGAUGCUCAUCCUUUGUAG